Messenger RNA from Galleria mellonella (greater wax moth), 1624 nucleotides. Its product is annotated as putative inorganic phosphate cotransporter. Gene Ontology annotation, molecular function: transmembrane transporter activity. The record is from RefSeq and is a predicted model, not a curated record. Lineage: Eukaryota; Metazoa; Arthropoda; Insecta; Lepidoptera; Pyralidae. Bases 166 to 1500 code for a protein of 444 amino acids. The transcript has 11 exons. Gene Ontology annotation, biological process: transmembrane transport; monoatomic anion transport. Gene Ontology annotation, cellular component: plasma membrane.
UACCGACUGAACGGAGGCGUAUGCGCGGACGCUUGCUCCCGUGCAUUAAAUGUAAUUCGUGUAUUUUUAACUGUAUGUGCUCUAAAGGACCUGUUAGAAUUUGUGUGCGUACAUAUACAAUUUGAGGAAGAACUGCACCUACAAGAGAGAAAACUCACGAAGCCGAUGCUAGAGGGACUGGGCAUCCGGCAUUUGCAAACCCUUAUGCUAAGCACUGGCAUGAUAAUUUCCUUCUGCAUGAGGGUUAACAUGAGCAUGGCUAUUGUAGAUAUGACGGAUCUCAGUAAAGAAGGGAGCUACGAUUGGUCCUCUAGAAUAAAAACCAUGAUUUUAUCCUCCUUCUUCUGGGGGUAUGUGAUACUGCAGAUCCCGAGUGGAGAGUUGGCGAAGAGGUUUGGUGGGAAAAGACUGAUCCUUAUAUCAGUAACAAUUAACUCUAUCGUGUCAGCAUUGUUGCCAAAAGCACCCAGUAUAGGUGGCUGGCAGCUUGUAUGCGCCUGUCGUAUGCUGCAAGGGCUCACCCAAGCCUUCACGUACCCUUGCAUGCAUCAUCUUAUUAGUCAGUGGAUCCCAAUUGAGGAGAAAGGAUUACUGGGCACCAUCAUUUAUUCAGGUGGGCAACUAGGCAUCGCUCUGCAGCUGAUAGCAUCAGGGUUUAUUGCAACAGCGUGGGGCUGGCAAGCAAUAUUCUACGUGAACGCCACCAUCGCCGCUAUAUGGGCCUUGGCGUACUUGUUUUUAGGUUCAGAUUCCCCUGAAACAUCCAAGAUCAUAUCGCAGGAGGAAGUACUGUAUAUACAGAGGUCGUUGGGAAGAGUCGGCCAGCAGGAGAGAUUUCCAACACCUUGGCUGAAAAUCAUUACCUCGUUACCGUUCUGGGCCGUGAUAGUUGCCCACUGUGGGCAAAAUUGGGGAUUUUUCACUCUCAUGACGGAAAUGCCCACCUACAUGAGUAAAGUACUGCAAUUCGAUUUGAAAAGCAAUGGCGUAUUGUCAUCAUUACCUUACAUUGCGAUGACUCUACUGAGUUUCCCCUGCGGUUCUGUAGCUGACCUGCUUAUAAGGAGGAAAUGGAUGACUCUUGUCAAUACAAGGAGACUCUUCAACACAAUAGGCUUUUGGGGCCCAGCGUUAGCGCUCGUCGGUCUAUCGUUCGCUCCGCGCGACAACGUGGUGAUUCCAGUGGUAAUGCUUAUAAUAUCUGUUGGCAUCAACGCUGGACACUUCACUGGAUAUUUGUUGGCACACACAGAUUUGGCGCCAAACUUCAGUGCAAAUUUAAUGUCAAUAACAAACUUCCUGGCCAACAUAAUAUCUAUCAUCGCGCCCCUUGUUUGCGGAGUCAUUGUUAAUGAUGAGACCGAUCCAACGGAAUGGCGGAAAGCCUUCUUCGUCGCUGUCGGUGUUUACUUCUUCUCCAAUUUGUUCUUCAUUCGAUACAUCACGUCGGACAAACAGCCCUGGAAUGAACCGAAACCAAAUCGUUCGUUCGUUUGUUGAACCUGUGAGAAGAAGCAUUGGUAGCGGAAUUCAAAUCCAAUGAAUAUUGUGACGUAAAUAAAUUUAAUUAUUUUUAAAUAACAAUAAAUAUUUUUUAUAAAUUAAAAUACAUAUUUAUAUAAAA